AGCAAACCCUUCCAUGUGCCUUGAUAUGAUCUAAAAACCCCUUUUUUUCUUAAAUCUUCUUCGCCAGCUUUAGAUUGUUCUUUGUUUGUGUCUGGAUCACCAGCUACAAAGUAAUAAAAGGUUGAUCUCGAUUUUCCCAGAAAGGAAACUGCAGGAUGAGCCAGGAACAGGGAAGGAAAGAAAGCAAGCUGAGAAAAUACCUGAAAGCACCCAUUAGGAUCCUGAUAAAGGCCAAGAAUUUUUACAUAAAGGGCAUGAGUGAAUGCUCCGAACGGAUCACUUACGGCACUGUCAUGGGCUGCCCUACCGGCCAUGUCAACACUCUGCCUCGGAGCUUCAGCGUCAGCUCAACAAAAUCGAGCACCGGUGAUGAUGACUUGAGGGAGCUUAUCAGGGCUGCCUCUACCAGGAGUUCAGGAAACAGGAUUGAGGCAGACUUUCUUCGGAGACAGCAGGGGAGACAAUCCCCCAACACGAACUCGUAUAUUGUUCCCAGGAGUAAAAGCAUCGGAAUUGGGAGGAUUGAUGAAGACAAGACAUGUGAGUUUGAAGAAGAUAUUAAGGUUAAGACCAAUGUCUUCCCAAGAAGCAGGAGUUAUGCUGUUGGAAAGCGUGGAGGGACGGUGUUCUAAACAGGUGUUGUAACAAUUGUCUACAACUACAACGGCCUCUGUUUUUACCUCCUCUGCUUUUUCUGUCUCCUUUUUUUUGGCCACCAACUCUGCUUUUUCUUCCUUUCUCAAUUUCAUAGUAUGUAUGGUCUUUUGGCUGGUUUUUGUCGUUUUACUACAAAAUGUUUGGAACUACUUAGAGUCUUCAUUGUUGUUCAUAGAUGAAAUGGUGAAUAUAUAUUUGUUUUCUUU
Molecule: messenger RNA, 863 nt
Organism: Rubroshorea leprosula
Lineage: Eukaryota; Viridiplantae; Streptophyta; Magnoliopsida; Malvales; Dipterocarpaceae
Source: the annotation of a GenBank genome assembly